Molecule: messenger RNA, 3705 nt
Organism: Wyeomyia smithii (pitcher-plant mosquito)
Lineage: Eukaryota; Metazoa; Arthropoda; Insecta; Diptera; Culicidae
Exons: 5
Coding region: 540-2735 (731 amino acids)
Source: RefSeq, a predicted model, not a curated record
UGCAUCGCGGUGGCGUCAAUUUGACAGUGACUGUCGUACGGAACAGACGCUGUGUGUGUUCUUCUCUUGGGAUCUCCCAAGGAUCGGAAUUUGAGAUAUUUAAGGUUAGUGUAAGCUUGCAUCACGUAAGAGUAAGAUAGUCUUCUUCUUCUACUACUGGUGCUGCAAUACGACAACCAAGACGGCCGCGUGUUACGUAAAGAAAACGAAGCGAAACUGGUUCUAGGUUGUUCUACGGUACAGGAUUUUGAUUGAUAUUCGACAGCGGGAAGCGCAAUUCCGCUGCAAAGACCUACUGCGACCGGGGCUGCCCAAGCCCCAAAGUGAGGUGUUUUACAGUGUGGUAAAGCAGGCGGGAAAUAAAAUUGAUUAAGUGAUUUUCUCUCUCCGUGCGGUUUUGUGUUGUGUGUCGGUCGUCUCUGACGCCUACUUCGAUAACUGUGCCAUCCUCGCUCGUCCUUUCGAGUGGGUGGGUUGGUUGUGCGGAUUGCCUAACUAGCAGGUGAAAUAAAAUAAACUUAAUUUACAACUCGACCGGCAUGAUUGAGAAGACGAAGAAUUUAGUGGCGCUCUGCGGGCUGGUACUGCUGCUGACCGUUUCGGAACUUGCCAUCACCGAAGCCAGAGCGGUAAACAUCAGUAACACCUGGACGUUACCACAGGAUGGCUUCGGCGUCUUCUAUCGCUACUUCCGGGAUAAAAUCUCCUGGUUCGAGGCGGACGCCGUCUGUCAGUUUCAUCACGCUAAUCUCGUCACAGUGGACAACGGAGUUCAAUUCGACGCGGCCCGAGCCUUCCUGAAGGAGUUGGACGUGACCAACCCGGUAUGGAUUGGGCUGAUGCGGCCGGAAAAUUCUGCACGCUUCACGUGGACCAAUGCCAAAUCGUUGGAUCCAUCCAGCGGAUACUGGGCGGAGUCACUGCCGGCCCUCGAAACACCCCUCUGUGCGGUUGUGGAUCCGGUUCGAGACUUCCGCUGGCAUGCUCUGCGCUGUGGAGGACCCGAAACGGCUGCGUUUUUGUGCGAACUUCCAGUUCCCACUUGGGCAAUUGAUUGUACCGUAACUUCGAUGCCCUCGCUAACGGUGCAGUACAUGUCGGACAGCGGUGCGGUUCAACUGUCCCGUGAUUGUGGUGAGCAGGGAACCCGACAUAUGUCUUGCCAGGGCAAACUCGACAAGGAUUCUAUCCUGCAGCAACUGCAGUGUGCGGAGAGAGAGGAUGAUGCCGAAGCACUUGCCACGGAAACCGCCGAAAACAAUCAACUUCCAGCGGUCGAAUUGACUCCCGUUGCACAGCAGAAGACGCCCCUUGUUACGAGACAACCAUUGCUUCCGGAGAUUUUGGAGCACGACAUUCUGACGGUAGUCUCGAACAACGACGAAGACAACAGCAUCGAUGUUAAUCCGAAUCAAAUCGAAGACACGGUCAAGAAUGUGAUCAAUAAGUUCAACCUAGCAGAUCUAAUGCAGGCUGAACAGUCGCUGCACAGUGACGAAGUGGACGGACAUUUCGAUGGAGAACAUCUGAAGGACGGAAAGAAAGUUGGCGGAAAGAAAUAUUCACCUUUGUUUGAGAAGAAGGAGAAGUUCGGCAAGAAGGACGAUCGAAAGCAAGACGAAGAUGACGAGUUGAUGAUGGGUGACCAGCCGGAUGAAACCGAAACGCAGCCAAUCGAUAUCGUUCAACAGGCGGUGAAACCGACCGAAGGGGACUCAGAUGAGAGUGGCUCUUCCGUAGUGGCGGGAGGAUCCACCGAAGGUGGAUCAACAUUGGAGGAAAGCACAACGGCUGACUCUAGGUUGCGAAGAGCUACCGACGAAGAAUCCUCAUCCGAAAGCACGCCGGUUUCAACUACGGAAAUAACGCCGACUACGGUCACGACAUCAGCACCCACCACGACGACAGCGGAGCCGACAACCUCAAGCACUGCAAGCCACAUUCUGCCGACUACACCGAAGAAGGAAAUAUCCUCCGUUGGGGAUCACUUCAUUCCUCCGAUGUUGUUGGUAAAAGCACGCUUCACCUCUACGAAGACCCACGUGGAACCCAUUGCUACUACUGAGCUCGUGUCGGAAACAACACAAACUUCCGAGUCUACGGUUUCUACUAUGCAGACAUCAUCUCCGGCUUUAACAUCGGAAGACGUUACCACAGAUGUACCCUCAACAGUUUCUGAGCUGACAACCACAAAAUCCUCCCCUCUUGAAACUGAAACUACAGUCGCUCACCAGAUAGUUGAAAUCACCUUUGACGAUAAGGAGCUGUCCUCGAAGAUUGGAACUCUGAGCAUAACAACACGUCCAUUUACUACAGUUGAGGCCAAACCUUCGACUGUUUCGCCUCAAAGCACGACGGUGAACAAUGUCACUUCCACUUCGGGUCAGUCUUCAACGCAGCCAGACUCGACAGUACCGGUCAGUCCUUCAUCCACCCUUUCGACGACAACAUCUACGACUACAGUGGCUCCCACAUCUACAGCUUCAUCAUCAACAACAACAACAACAACCGUCGCAGUACCAACGGAACAUGAACUCCAACGGGACGAGCCGGAAGAGGAGGUCACCAAUCACGAAUCGGACGACGAACUUGACGAUCAGCAGCACCCGGAGUUGCACAACAGCUUCUCCAACAUUGAAAACUACCAACCCUACAAACCGAACCGUCACCGGUCACUCACCAAACCGGAAGUGCACAGUAAUUGUGGCAACUACAUCAAAAAAAUCCUCGGCUGAAGACGCUAGCCGUUGUCCUCGGUGGCUUUUUUCCCUUGGUUGUUGUUUCGUCCUCACCCGACGGAGGCAGAAAUCAUAUAGACAACGUUCUCAACUCUUCCCAGAACUCAUCUCAGAAACUUAAAUAGUGAUAACUCCGUAGAAACAUCCGAUCUUAGUAGCGUGUAGCGACUAGUCUUUGAGCUCCCGUUUUUCAUUCCGAUUUGCUUUAGAAUAUUAGCCAGUACAUAUUAGCUCUUGGCGGUAACCUUCCAGAUAGAAUCUAGACCCCUCGAUUUCUCUCCCACAAUAAAAAAAAGUUUUUUUAGGUGUUUAGAACAAAAAAAAAAAUUCUGUGAUCUUUUUUGCCAAAUCUUUGCGCGUUUAAACAACACAAGCACACGAUCAUCGAACAGAAUAAAAAAAACAUUAGCUUUCCGCAUAUCUAUUCAACAUUUCAACAACAACAACAAAAAUAGCUGUAGUAGUUUGUUCUGAUUGAAUGCAGAAGAUAAAAAAACGUUUGCACCAUAAUUCCGAACAAAAAAAAAUGUGAGGUAAACUUUUAAUUUAGAUAACGAUUUAGAAAUUGGCUAAAACACAAAGCAACUUUUAGCAAAUAUUCGUAAAAAUACAUUAGCUGAAAGCAAGCGAUUUCUAGACAGGAAUAAAAACACACACAAACUUGUUGCCAAUUUCGAAGCGAAAACAGAAAAAAAAAGCUGGUCGCAGUGAUGCGCAACCCUUAUAAAACCAAAAGCUUUCAAAACACCUUCUUGCGACACACGCGCGCACGUAGUUCGAGAAAGAAAAGCAAACCGCGCACAAAACCAAAGGAAUGAUCUCCACAGUUGGUUUUCCAACCUGUUUUCGCAUGUGCUAUUGUAAGAGGAUAUCCCCCCCAAAACGGUGAAGAGCUGCUGGAUGGUAUGGAAUUAAACAGUUUUAAGAAAAUGAUUUUAAUAAAAAUGACAGAUUUACACCCGGUUGA